UCUGCCGACCGUGCGGCGCUCCGGCUACACCUGUUGGCUCUUCUACCCUCUCCCGCUACCCUGCCUGCUCUGUGGGACCGGCUCUCAGCCUUCACCUGGCGGAGCAGGAAGCUGUAUGCUCCUUGGUGCAGAGAAACAGAUGAGGAUGGAUAAGAGAUCUCGAAGCUCUUCCAGGGAGUCCCAUAGGAGAAAGAGAGAGUCUCCAGCUACACAGAGGAAACGGGAGAAGAGGGAGAGAAGCAAAGAAGCCAGCAAAGAAAUAGGAGAUAUAAGGCAGGAGAAAACAAAGGAGAUUAAGAGCACUGUAGGCACUGAUGGUAGGGUGCACACAUCCACAGUGGUGGAUGUGGAUGAUGUGAUAUCUGAUGAAGAAAUGGAGGCAAUGAUGUUGCUGGACAGCGAGCAUCAAGAAGAAGGUAUGAAGUCUCCCGGUCUCAACAUCUGUGAGUGGCUUCUGACUAUAUUGUCUUUCCUGUUCAUCGUAAUGACUUUCCCCAUUUCUGUCUGGUUCUGCAUGAAGGUAGUGCGGGAGUAUGAGAGAGCCAUUGUUUUCCGGCUUGGGCAUCUCCUUCCUGGCAGGGCCAGAGGGCCUGGUCUUUUCUUUUUCCUUCCCUGCCUGGACACAUAUCACAAAGUGGACCUCCGCCUCAAAACCCUAGAGAUCCCCUUCCACCAGGUGGUGACUAAAGACAUGGUUACACUGGAGAUAGAUGCUGUCUGCUAUUACCGUUUGGAGAACGCCUCUCUUCUCCUCACCACCCUCACCAGCAUCUCCAGUGCCAUCCAGCUGCUGGUGCAAACCACCACAAAGCGCCUCCUGGCACAUCGAGCCUUCUCUGAGCUUCUGUUGGAGAGAAAGAGCAUCAGCCAGGAGAUAAAGGUGGCUUUGGAUGCGGUCACAGGCUGCUGGGGGAUCAAAGUGGAGAGAACAGAAAUCAACAAUGUGCAGCUGCCUGCUGAAGUCCAGCAGUCCUUGGCCGUGGAAGCAGAAGCCCAGAGGCAGGCCAAAGUGCGGGUGAUUGCUGCUGAGGGGGAGAAGGCGGCUUCUGAGUCCCUGCGGAUGGCAGCUGAGAUCCUGUCCAGUGCCCCUGCUGCUGCUCAGCUCCGUUACCUUCAUGCACUGCACUCCCUUGCUGCAGAGAAACCUGCUGCCUUCAUCUUACCCUUACCUUUGGAUCCCACAAAUCUGGUUUCUCCAGCUACCCGCAGCCCUCCAGGAGUGAGCAGCAUCAUCACAGACACCUCACAGCUCCCAGAAAGCGUGAAAGACAAGAAGGACUCACCCAUGCUGUAAGAGUUCUCCCAGAAAUAGUUGCUAUAAGCACUGGUUAAUCCUGCUCAGAGAGGAGCAAGAUGGCUGAUCUAUGGGGAGCCCAACAGCAGGUACUGGACUGGAGACAGGAGGGAAGGCAGCCCAGACCUGUAAUAUAAAAGUAGAUUGUACAUGAAAGAAGCUUCUGCUUGUUUUGGAAAGGGAAAAGUAUGGAGCACAAUAAGCAGUGUUGGUGCAUAUGUGAGCAGGGGACCGAGGGAGAAGUAUCAUCCCUUCCCUUUCACAUCAGCUGAUACACCUUGACACAAAAGAUCCCUGGGAUCUGAUCUGUCCUACCCUCAUCACAUUGGCAGGAAAGCCUGAUAGCUUCCAUAUGUUUAAACACCCCCAUCUCCAAACGAACAGCCUGUCACACAUCAUUUGUUACAGGGAAAAAUCCACAGUGGGAUAAAAGAGGCAGGCACAGGUUGCCUCCUAGAAGGGAAUAUCUUAUCAGAGGGCAUUGUUUUCCAGUGUCCUUACACUCAGGCUUUUGGGGGUUUUCCCUUUCACAAUCUUGGCUGAAAAAGCCUUUUUAUUUUAUUUUAUUUUAUUUUAUUUUAUUUUAUUUUAUUUUAUUUUAUCUUUUAAAUAAAAGCAAGUCCUGCAGCUGGGUGGUAAACAAAGCCAAGGCAGAAGUUCUUGGAUAGGAACAUGUUCCUCUUCACAGCCCACCUCUGUGUGCUGCAUCCUGAGAAACUGGGAGCGGUUGGGUGCUACAGAUGGGAGCUUUGCUAAGGUGCCUUUUCCUCUGUGUGAAUUGAUGGGGGAAAGACAACAGCCAGGCAGGUGGGGUGGGAGCCUUGACAAAUGAGGGAAAUUGGAAGGGGCUUAGCAGGUAAUUACAUGCAGGUAAUUUGGUAGGUGCUGCCAACCUGGUUCUCCUGUGACAAGAGAAUGAGCCAGGUCUUGUCCAUGGUGCACUGGAUAUAAGAUUUCAGUUGCCA
Molecule: messenger RNA, 2259 nt
Organism: Lagopus muta (rock ptarmigan)
Lineage: Eukaryota; Metazoa; Chordata; Aves; Galliformes; Phasianidae
Gene: NPHS2
Product: NPHS2 stomatin family member, podocin
Exons: 10
Coding region: 116-1294 (392 amino acids)
Cellular component (GO): plasma membrane
Source: RefSeq, a predicted model, not a curated record